AGAUUUUUAUGAUGAUUUUGCUUCCUUCAUUUUCAUUGAAUUGAUUUUGAUACGUAAUUUUCUGUCGUCUACUCGCGAGAUCUUUGUUAUAAAUUUUAUGAUAAUUCAGAUAAUACUACAAAAAUGGUCGAUCCAAUAUUUGAUUACCAGUUUAGGCUGAUUCUGAUCGGAGACAGUACAGUGGGCAAAAGUUCUUUGUUGAAAUAUUUUACGGACGGUAAAUUUGCGGAGCUAUCCGAUCCGACGGUGGGUGUUGACUUUUUCGCUAGAAUAAUAGAAGUGCAAGAUGGGACUCGGAUUAAACUGCAGCUGUGGGACACGGCGGGGCAGGAGCGGUUCAGAUCCAUCACCAAGUCGUACUACAGGAACUCAGUUGGUGCAUUACUGGUGUACGACGUGUGUAACCGGGCGAGCUUCGAGCACAUUCCCCUGUGGAUGAUGGAGGCCAAGCGCCACAUUGAGCCACACAGGCCCGUGUUUGCGCUGGUCGGGUGCAAGGUGGACCUCGUCGGUGACAACAAGAAUGGCGCCCGGAGAGAGGUCACAUGCGAGGAAGCUAGAAUGUUUGCUGAACAAAAUGGUCUCCACCAUGUGGAAACUUCUGCCAAAACUGGUGUGAAUGUGGAGGAAGCUUUUGUACUUGUUGCUCAAGAAGUGUACAACCGCAUACAGACUGGCGAGUACAAGGUGGAAGAUGGUUGGGACGGCAUCAAAACUGGCUUCAACAGACCGAAUGGUAUGGACUUCAAUCUGUUAGAAGCUGAGACAGUGCAAUCAACAUGCUGUUAGAACAUAAUUAAAUCUAAUGUAAAUAUUGACUUGUGAUUUGUAGAAUAAAUGCAUUGACUUUGUUUCAUAAAUUAAAAGGAUAUUGCAAAAUUUAAAACAUGAUUGUGUGCAGAUUGGUUUCAGGGUCAAUUUUACUGACAGUAUUAUUUGUGAAACAGAGUCACUGCAGCCAUGAUUUUUAAGCAUAAUUUUAUAUUUAAAGUUACAAAUUGUAAUAUUCUGAUGUAGUUGUGGAUGAGUCUUGUAACAGUCACUUGUAUUGAUUUUUCUUUGUACAUAGAAUGAAUUUCUUAUUUGCACCCUAUUUUGAGCAAUCUUUUGAUUAAAUACAGUCAAGUGCUAGGCAUCUGGUGCUUAAAUAUCUACACAAGAAUUUCUGUAAUUUUAUGUGAAAAAUUACAGAAUUAUUUAUUACUAGAAAACCUGUUAAUUUGGUUUUUUCCAUAGACCUACAAUCAAUUUUGUGAUUUCAAAGUAAAUCCUUGUUUUAUUCUUGUAAUCAACCUAAGCUUGUUUUCAAACCAAAGAGUGGAUUUAUUGAAAUACAAUUG
Molecule: messenger RNA, 1340 nt
Organism: Plutella xylostella (diamondback moth)
Lineage: Eukaryota; Metazoa; Arthropoda; Insecta; Lepidoptera; Plutellidae
Gene: Rab39
Product: RAS oncogene family member Rab39
Biological process (GO): Rab protein signal transduction
Molecular function (GO): GTP binding; GTPase activity
Source: RefSeq, a predicted model, not a curated record